GUCCUGGGGUGGUGGCGGGUUAGGUAGAGGCAGAGGAAGCGGCAGGCUGGCAGCGAGCUUUAUAUCAGUGAACGAAAAUUGCAAAAAUAAAACGACAGAUUGCGGUUUGCACUGAAAACACAGGUAGCCAUGGAGUCGUACGACAUCAUAGCCAACCAGCCCGUGGUGAUCGAUAAUGGAUCUGGGGUUGUCAAAGCCGGGUUUGCAGGAGACCAGAUCCCAAAAUACUGCUUCCCAAACUAUGUAGGACGUCCCAAACACGUGCGGGUGAUGGCGGGCGCUCUGGAGGGGGACCUCUUCAUCGGACCCAAAGCUGAGGAGCACAGGGGGCUGCUCUCAGUGCGCUAUCCCAUGGAGCACGGCAUUGUGAGGGACUGGAACGACAUGGAGCGAAUCUGGCAGUACGUCUACUCCAAGGACCAGCUGCAGACCUUCUCUGAGGAGCAUCCUGUGCUGCUGACAGAAGCCCCGCUGAACCCCAGUAAGAACCGCGAGCGCGCGGCCGAGGUGUUCUUCGAAACUUUCAAUGUGCCGGCGCUCUUCAUCUCCAUGCAAGCCGUGCUGAGCCUGUACGCCACGGGCCGGACCACGGGCGUGGUGCUGGACGCGGGCGACGGCGUGACCCACGCGGUGCCCAUCUACGAGGGCUUCGCCAUGCCGCACUCCAUCAUGCGCGUGGACAUCGCCGGGAGGGACGUGUCCCGCUACCUGCGCCUGCUCCUGCGCAAGGAGGGCUACGACUUCCACACCUCGGCAGAGUUCGAGGUGGUGCGCACCAUCAAAGAGAGGGCGUGCUACUUGUCGAUCAACCCCCAGAAGGACGAGACACUGGAGACGGAGAAGGCUCAGUACACUCUACCUGACGGCAGCACUCUGGAUAUCGGGCCGUCUCGGUUCCGGGCUCCAGAGCUGCUGUUCCGGCCCGACCUGAUUGGAGACGAGAGCGAGGGGAUCCAUGAGGUGCUGGCCUUCUCCAUCCAGAAAUCGGACCUGGACCUGCGGCGCACCCUCUUCUCAAACAUCGUGCUGUCUGGGGGCUCCACGCUCUUCAAAGGCUUCGGUGACCGGCUGUUAAGCGAAGUGAAGAAGCUGGCACCCAAAGAUGUUAAAAUUAAGAUCUCCGCGCCUCAGGAGCGAUUGUACUCCACGUGGAUCGGGGGCUCCAUCCUGGCUUCUCUGGACACCUUCAAGAAGAUGUGGGUCUCCAAGAAAGAGUACGAAGAGGACGGGGCCCGGGCUAUCCACAGGAAGACCUUUUAGAGGGAGGAAGAGGGGCUUCCCGGGACCCUCCGAGUGUGGGUUAGGAUUGCUCCAGCACCCCGAGAGAGAGGAAUGAGGGGGUCGAGAUCGGCAUGCCUUCUUCACUCCCUGCCCUUCCCCCUUCUGUAGUGGAUUAGCAGUGACACAUUGCCAUCUGUACAUCUGUAAAAUGGUCAACAUUCAAUGACUUCCUCAAAUGCAAAACAAAUAGGAAAUCUGUACAACCCCCCUCCCCCGUCCUUUUCUUAUUAAAAAUUAAUUUGGUUGUCAUAUCCUGGCUGCACAUCACAGGGCUCUAGUUUGCAAGAGCUCCCCCUUUCAGAGUAAGCAGAGAGUCACGCCCGGAAUGUUUGGAAUGGGUAAGUUCUAAAACGAAAAAGGGGCGCGUCCCAAACUCCCUUCCCCUCCCAACACUAGAAGAACAUAACACUUACGUGUCGAUGUUUGAUUUAUGAUAGGAGUGUGAUCUAGCUAGUGGUAAGCUUUCAUACUGUACAUGCACCCAUACAAACCUUCACAUGCAAGCGAUUCAGGUCUGUUAAGGGUAACCUGUUUAUACAAAGUGAGCGAUAAUUUAAAGCUUGUUUGCAGAACUGUAUAGAUUUCAGAAGUGCUUAAAAUAAUCUCCAUAUCGGUGUAAGACCUACAGAAGUCUCCUGGAGGGCACAUAUUGCGUUCUGCAUGCAAAACGACGAAAUAAAUGAAGUGGCGUAACAACUCUGUGUAGCGAUGGUGGCUUCUUUAACAGUCUUGAGCAUUUUAACAAACGGUGCACUGUAUUGAUUUCCCCAAAACUUAAGCAAACCUUCUUUACUCCCGGGUUUAAGCGAGGGGUAUGCACGCGUGCGUGUGUGUGUUUUACACCUUUCUCCUUGUGUGGGCAAGCACUGAGGGUGUCUGAAGGAACCUGGAGCCAGCCCUGUAGUCUGAUCCUCAAGACAAGCUUUUCCAGCUUUACCCCGGGUCUGAGUGUUACCCUGCAGAGGGAGGUUUGUAAAGAGCGCUAGCUGGAUGAAAAUCCUCUUGCCUCACUGUUUACUAGAAAUCGCGUGGCUCUUUUGCUCUGCGGUUUUCAAAUGCAACACAGUCAAGUUUUAAACUGCUGCUUCCUAGUCGCUUCCUGUGCUGUAGGUCGUGUGGGAAGAUUGGAGUGAAUCUGACCGACAGCACAGGAAGUGUUGUAUAUUUAAAUAAAUCUGCACAAGACAAGGGAGGGCAGUGAUGACGUUAGCAGUGCUGAUAACACCUCGGGGUUAUAUAACUCCCUUGAAGUGACACUAAAGUGUUUUGAUGAAUGUAAUCGUCCGCCCCCCCUUUCCCCUGAAGGAUUGAUUCGCCCCAUUGGCCUGUGUAUAUUGGAAUAUACCAUCUGCCUCCAUUAGGGAUCUGCAUCACCUGUAUAAUCAGUGGUUUGGAAAAAAAAAAAAAAAAAAGUCGACUGAAAUGUACAAUAAAUUAAAAGCGUUUGCUUGUACUUUUCAUUUUGUAAAUUCAUUAUAACAAUAAAUUAAUUAAU
Molecule: messenger RNA, 2776 nt
Organism: Polyodon spathula (Mississippi paddlefish)
Lineage: Eukaryota; Metazoa; Chordata; Actinopteri; Acipenseriformes; Polyodontidae
Product: beta-centractin
Exons: 11
Coding region: 130-1260 (376 amino acids)
Source: RefSeq, a predicted model, not a curated record